Messenger RNA from Ruditapes philippinarum (Manila clam), 3664 nucleotides. RefSeq lists its product as uncharacterized. The coding region runs from base 12 to 1490 and encodes 492 amino acids. The transcript has 4 exons. NCBI's taxonomy places the organism in Eukaryota, Metazoa, Mollusca, Bivalvia, Venerida, Veneridae. The record is from RefSeq and is a predicted model, not a curated record.
CUGCACAAAUUAUGGAAAUAUCAACGCCAUAUGCCUUUAAACAUGAUUUCCAUAUCAGUAUGGAAGAGUACGAGAAAAGAAAUGGAAGAGUUUCUGACCUCUUUGUGUCUCCUCCAUCAAACACUUUCCACAGUAAGGAAGCUUUCAGAAACAAUUCGUCAAUGAACUCAAGCAUUUCACAAGUAAUUCAAACAGACGUUAUACCAGCAAUACGUUCAGAGAUUGGUGACAUCGUGGAAGAGAAAAUAAGAUAUAUUUUCAACGAACAUAAGAUGAAUUCUGACACUCGUCAUUGCCAGACAUGCUUGUGUCCUGGGAAGAAAGAGAUUGACGAAGAAGAAGUUCAAACUGAUACAAAAGAAAGUAAAAAUGCAACAGUUAAAAAGAAAACUGCAUCUGACAUAAUCAAAGAAAUUAUUGACGAUACAUUAGUUAAAAGCAUUACAGACAGUGAAAAUCAAAACCAUGAAGAACAGCUGAAAGAUAUUAAAUCAUUUACUUCAACACCAAAUUCUAAAGAAUCACAAGAUAUUUUUAGACAUUUACAACACGGUGAAAAACUUGUAAAAUAUGGUUCGGAUAUACAAUUAGACCACGAUAAGCACAAAGAAAAGGAAAAGUCACGAAGUUUGAUGAGAACUAAAACACUGCCUGCCUCGGCAUAUCGUACCGAUCUCAACAGACAACAGGAGCUGCUUUCUCACAUUGACAAGGCUCUAUCAAAAUCAGAUGAAAGAAAAUGUCUUGCCGAUGCUCUUCAGUGGCAUGUAGAAGAGCUUAUAGACGGUAUUGUGUUCAAAGAUAGUGAGUUACCUGACGAUCUUCUAGCUGACAGUUGCCUUACAGAUGAAGAAUGUGCUGAUUUACGGAAAACACUUGAUCGUAAAGAUCAAGUUCGUGUUCUGACGAGUAUAAUAAAGGGAAGAGACUUGAAUGUCCUUCUACGGUUUUUGAAGCAUAUAAAGUCUCAAAAUGAACCUGUGGCGAGAAGUAUUGAAGAAAAGUUUCAACAUAAUAAAAAGAACGGUAUCAGGUGUUCCGAGUGCGCACUCUGCAACCUAACAUCCAAUGUAAAUGCCAAGUACAUAGCUGAUAGGCUAUGGAAGUAUAAUCUUAUAGACUCGGGUUUGUACAACUGGAUCGUACAGAGCGACAGACCAACUGGAGUUCAGGGAGAAAUGUGGCGAGGGGUCAUUAAUUCUCUGAAUUUCCACUGCAAAAAGCAUCGUUCAGAUGUUCGUCAAAUUCUAUCAUCAGCUUUGACAAAGAACAACCACUAUCACCAUGUUGCAAAGGGACUUGAAAGAAUGAUUAACAUAAAGGGAGAAAUGGAUUGUUACUGUGCAAUACGACUGAACACCGCACAUAGAUGGUCUUUGCCUUCUUUGCAGACAUCAAGAUCUCCCCAGUCUUCUAAGCCCGAGUGGGUUACAGGUUCCCAAAGCGACCUUGUUUCCAGCCAAGGAGACAUCAAUACGUUUGCACUUUAGGAUAUGAAGAGUAAUAGUUUGGACCAGGUGAAAACAACAAUGGAAAUAGUUGAAGAUGAUAUGUAAGAAACAGGAGCUAAAUUUCAACUGACGAAAAGGAGUCUUUCACCAAAGGUUGACACAAGUACUCCGCAGAUGCCGUUUUCAAAUUUCCACCAGAUGGAAGACACAUUUUCAGAUGACUCUGGUGAUUGUAAAAGAUUGAAAAGAAAUAUUGUUUCUGAAGAGUCGAAGAAUGAACAUGAAGAAACAAAUUCGUCUAAGGAAAACGAAGAAAACUUACCAGAUCCGCAAGAACAUUAAAAAAAUCAUUUUGCACAUAUAAAGGGAAUAUUAUUGUGCUUUUAUAUGACGACUGACGAAAUUGAAAAUAUUCUUGAAUAUAUAACAUUUCCUUGGUAAAAAUAUAUAAAUUUAAGUAUUUGUAACAAAACACAAUUCCUAAAGUGCAUAAUAUAGUCGUAUACAAUAGUUUAUGUUUUAAGUUUACUAUAAGUAUGUAUGUGUAAGUUAAUUUAUCUAUAUGUACAAAUGUAUAUAUUUACUCUGUCGGGUGAAUUGGGUCAAAUUCUUUGUUAUACAGUCAAGACUGCCUUAGCGACCCCCUGAUUUAAACGACUCCCUGUCUUAUCCGACCUUGUUUCAGUACUCCCAACGUAUUUUCCUAUAAAAAUGGUCUGAAUUAAACAUCUCCCUGUCAUAUGUGACAAGCGACCCUAAUUGUCUGGUCCCAAUGCAAUGUUUUGUCUGAUUUAAACGACUUUCACACCUUUUAAUUGUCCGUUAAUCAGAUAAAUAAUACCUAUUUUAACACCCAGAGGGCCAAAAUAAUUAGGUCCAAUUAUAAUCCAGUAGCAAACAAAGUCUACACACCUGUCUCAAUUACACAGUUAACAUGUAUACAGGUAUCGAGUGACGUCACUAAGCGUCUGUUAAUGGGAAGCAUGGUGUGUAAUGUACAUAUAAUGACCUGAGUAAACUGGAUUAAGCUUGUGUCAGAUUUUUUUUUAAUUAUAGAGUGCCAACGGAAGAUAUUUUAGGCAGCAUUUUUUUAAUUUACCUUUCUAUGGCUGCAUAAUUAAUACGGAAAUAAUAUGGAUACCAAACCAGAAAAUUCGGAAAUGGAUAUGUUUAACUUUUACAAGUACAUGGAUGCAUCAAAUUCCAGUUAAUUAAAUACAAAAAAGAUUCAAUUUAAAUCUUAAUACAAAAAAUAAAAUUAAAUUUUAUGUGAUAUACAUGCUAAUAUAUAGUUGUUUUACAUGGAUUCUUAUUUUAUUUACAUAAAAAAUUUACGAUUACCUAUGUUUAUUUGCAAUUGGUUAGAUAUUAUUCCUUCACACAGUUAUGUAUGUUAAGUCACAAUGAUAUAUAGACAGAUAGAUGGUAUUCAAAUUUAAUUUUUUUUGAGACUGUAUUUAGAGACUCCCUGUCAUAUGUGACCUUUUUCUGAAGAUCCCUUGGAAAGUCGCAUAUGACAGUCUCGACUGUAUUAGUAUGCAAAAUCAAGCUGACAGAUGUUUCGAUCAUUUUCUAGUAGAAGAAUUACAGGAGUGUAUACAAGCCUGCUGUCAAUUUAUGAACUAAUUUCAUUUUUUUCUAAAAACAAAUUGCUGUGAUUUAUAUGUGUUAUAAAUUUGUUUGUCAAGUUAAAUGGCAUAUAUAUGGUAUAUAAUCGGUUGUUUGCUGUAUAUCACUACUUACAAGAGAGACAUACAUGUACAUCCUGUUACAAUCUUAUAACUUGUAUAAUGUAAGUUUGUUGUUUAACUGCUUUUUACGUAACACCGACACAGUAUAGGUCAUAUGGCGACGUUCCAGCUUUACUGGUGGAGGAAGACCUUGGGUGCCCUUCCGUGCAUUAUUUCAGGCACGACCGAGCACAUUCUUUAGAAUAUACAAUCAAACAAUUCAAAUAAACCAUUUGUAUUUUAUUCAUUCAAUGAUCAAGCAAAUAUUGCACAAGAGAUGAAAUGCAAAUCACAUCACAUUUUCAAAUAUAUUCGCAUAUUAUGUACAAAUAAAAAUUAUAGAAAAAUGAUGAGAAUUACUGUAAUGAAAUAUGUACAACUGAGAGAAAUUGGAACAGAAACACAAAUAAAAACGCUUAGAUAAAAAUUGUUUAUAGGUAAUGAACUGGGAAAAUGCAUGUUUUUAAUUCUUUUAUAAAACAA